This is a messenger RNA of Mytilus trossulus (common blue mussel), 1842 nucleotides long. Its product is annotated as furin-like protease kpc-1. The transcript has 13 exons. The record is from RefSeq and is a predicted model, not a curated record. Gene Ontology annotation, cellular component: Golgi membrane; trans-Golgi network. The coding region runs from base 1 to 1842 and encodes 613 amino acids. Lineage: Eukaryota; Metazoa; Mollusca; Bivalvia; Mytilida; Mytilidae. Gene Ontology annotation, biological process: protein processing. Gene Ontology annotation, molecular function: serine-type endopeptidase activity.
AUGACAUUAUUACUGCUAAUUGUCCAGCUGGUAGUUCUAGUCAACGGAUUACAAAGCGAUCAAUUUGAGUUCAACAACAUAGACGAUGUAAUAAAGCCAGAAAGCAGCCUUAACGUCGAACAGAGCUCUGAUUCAACAGACAUUAUCAUCAAACUUCAACCAGAUGGCACUGAAGAAGAUAUCCAGGAUAUUCGUUCUAGAUAUCCUAAAUUUAAACUGUCAAAACAGUUUAAAUUGUUCGGUGAUACGUACUACAAGUUGUCAUUGGACGAGUCCAAGGUUCCAAGUCAGUUAGAUGAUGGUACAGUUACUGUAGAACUGAAGGAGGAUGACAAUGAUGUACUGCGCAUGAAAAAUGAAAAGAAGGUCGAGUUUCUUGAGAUAGACAAGAAGGAACUUAUUAUGCUUUAUGCUGACACAUCAAAUCCAGACCCUGAAAUGACUGACAUGUGGCAUUUAAGCAGUGUGAUGAAAUACCCACAUCACAUCGAAGAAGCUUGGGCCUUAGGUUACACAGGUAAAGGUAUCACAGUUGGUGUAGUAGACUCGUUAAUUCAAACAGACCAUAUCGAUCUGACAAAUAUAGAUGCAUCAAGUUCAUAUGAUUAUUACAACGAUGACAACGACCCGAACCCAACAGAUUCAACCAUGAUUCACGGAACAGCGAUUUCUGGUGUUAUAGGUGCAACAAAGGGGAAUGACUAUUGUGCUGUUGGUGUUGCAUAUAAUGCAACACUAGUAGCUAUUGGAUUACUAGGCGCGAUUGGGACGAAUUUUUUAACAGAUUCGCAACAAGCCAUGGCAAUAUCUCAUAUGUCCGAUACAAUUGCUGUUUACUGUAAUAGCUAUGGUCCAACUGGAUCGUUUGGUUCCUCCUCACUAGAACCAUUACUCAUGGCAGCAUUUGAAAAUAACGCAAAAUAUGGAAGACAAGGAAAAGGUAACAUAUAUGUUUUUGCAGCCGGAAAUGGGGGGUCGAUUGCAACACCGAAUACAAAGUCCCAUCAUACAACUAUCUAUACUAUCGCUAUACAAAGCGUUGGUUACGACUCUGUUGUUCGGUACGGAGAAAUAGGAUCCUCGAUAUUGGCCAGUGCUUAUGGAGGAAGCGCUUUUGACAGAUCAUUCACGUCAACUUCAACCAAUUCUGGUUGUAUAGAUGGUUUACGAGGCACCUCUCUUUCCGCUCCACUUGCAGUAGGAAUUAUCGCACUUGCAUUAGAGGCAAACAACGACCUUACGUGGAGAGAUGUUCAGCAUUUAAUAGUAAGGACUUCCAAACCAUACGGGUUCAGGGAUCGCUUUGAUAUUGAGAACAAAUGGCAACGUAAUGGAGCAGGCUUUAGAGUUCAUCAUAAAAUGGGAUUCGGUUUGAUGAAUGCUAAGGCUAUGGUUAAAAAGGCAAUAAAGUGGAAAACUGUUCCGGAGCAACUGACUUGGCAAUCGAAAGUUAGCAGCCCAAACAUUUCUUUAGAGGAAAUAUCAAAAGCCAAAAGCAAAAUUUACGUUUCCCGUGACGAUUGUCCAAUCCGACAUUUAGAACAUGUAAUGGCUACAGUGAGUUUUAAUUACUCAUGCUGUAGAGGAGCAGUUGAGGUAUACCUGGUGUCGCCCAGUCGGACCAAAGUAGUUCUGCUUCCUAAACGAUACAACGACUUACGCUUCACAUUAACUCAAUCAGGCAUCUUUACUUGGACUUACAAAGUUGUUCAUUUAUGGGGAGAAAAUCCUUUAGGAAAAUGGAAAGUUUUACUAAAAUUAAACAGCAUGAUAGCUAGAGCGGAACUUAAGGAGUGGUACCUUACUUUCUAUGGAACAUCGUCAAAUCCAAGGAGGGGAUAA